UAAAUCAUCAUCAAAUAAAGAAAAUAUUGAAGAAAAUAAAAUUGAUAAAAAGGUUGCAAAACAAGAAGAAAAGAUAUUGGGUUUGCAAAAAGAAAUUAAUCAGCUUAAAAGAAAAUUGCAACAACUAACAGGUGAAGGCAAUGUAAAAAUACAAGCAGAUGAAG
Entrophospora candida is the source of this 164-nucleotide messenger RNA. The record is from the annotation of a GenBank genome assembly. Lineage: Eukaryota; Fungi; Glomeromycota; Glomeromycetes; Entrophosporales; Entrophosporaceae.